Molecule: messenger RNA, 918 nt
Organism: Mastomys coucha (southern multimammate mouse)
Lineage: Eukaryota; Metazoa; Chordata; Mammalia; Rodentia; Muridae
Product: basic proline-rich protein-like
Exons: 3
Coding region: 1-849 (282 amino acids)
Source: RefSeq, a predicted model, not a curated record
AUGCCAGAACCCCGAGGACCGUCGCGAUCCGGGCAGGGGACGGAAGGGCGAGCCGGCGGGAGGCAACGGCCUCGGGUGUGCCGCGGUCCCCGCAGCGAGAGGCGUCCUGGGGCGCCCCUGACACCACCGUACUCCGCCUCGCAGCGCGCCCCUGCGUGCGCGCGCCCCGCCCCGCCGCCCCGCCGCCCGGCCGCCACGCGCCCGGCGGCCGCCGAGCCCCGGCGCGGGGACGCGCCCGUGCCCCCUCCCCCUUCGGCCGGUCCCCGGCUUCGCCGGCCUUCCCACCCUACCCCACCCAGCCCCGAGGACUGCCCGCUCGGGCCGCCCACAGCCCCGGGCGCCGCGCCGGCCCGGGCCCCGGCCCGUCUCCCUCCCCUUCCCCGAGCUGUCCACACCCACGCGUGCGUACAGAGGGCCGGGGCCUCCCCGGAGCUGCGGCCUCGGCCUCCUCCCCGCGCGGCAGCUGGUGCCUCCCCGGCCCUACGGGGCUCACGCGCACGGCACAGCCACAAGAUGUCCGCUCUGACGGAACUACUGCCAGCUGCCACGCUCCGCCCCUCCCCCCCCGCCUAUUCACCGCCGCGUAUCCGUCCGCCAACGCCGCCGUCGCGAGCGCGGGGCGAGCUGAGGGUCGAGGGGGAGCGGUUUGCCUCCCUCGUCCGGGCCGAGUGGACGCGCCACCCUCUAGCCGUCUCCCCGUCGGAACAGCACCUUCUUACUAAACCGAUCGGAGAAGCCAGGUGCAAUGAUAAGUGGGAACCCUGGAACCUACCAACCAGAAACUCUCAACAUACAGGGAGGACAAUGAAGAAAACUCCUAAGAAACCAAUUCCUGUUGCCCUAAACUAACAAGUUUCAACAAAGAAGUACACUCAAAUGUUACUGCUGUUGCAAUAAAGCACGGAAAACUGGGAAAAA